Molecule: messenger RNA, 2593 nt
Organism: Drosophila hydei
Lineage: Eukaryota; Metazoa; Arthropoda; Insecta; Diptera; Drosophilidae
Gene: ohgt
Product: protein cereblon homolog
Exons: 5
Coding region: 219-2237 (672 amino acids)
Source: RefSeq, a predicted model, not a curated record
AAUACCAUUAAGUAAUUCAAAUAAUAAUGUGGUGAGCCUAAGAAAUUACAACAAAAAUGUUAAAUUCAGUGUUGCGGCGUACUUGGCAACCCUGUUAAUGAACCUUCAGCUGUAUCUUUGUAUACAUAUCAAUAACACAGAAAACAGCAGAAAAAUCAAAAAGUUUAAGUUUUCCCAACGAACAAUAUAUACACAAACUAAACUGAAUUUCCGAAAAAAUGGAUGACGAAGAGACUGCAGAAAUCGAUGAGACCAGCUCAUCCAGCACAAACACAACUACAAAUACAAAUACAAAUGCAGCUGCAACUGUAGCUGAAAUGCAGGUUGAAUUAGGGAUAGACGAGGAAAUUACACAAAGCAGCGGAAACGAUGCUGGAGCUGAAGAUGGAGCCAGAUCUGAAGCUGGAGCUAGUGCAAUAGCUGCCGUGACUACGGCGCAUGUGAACAGUCGUGCGAGGCUUGAGAAUAUGAUCGAGGAGGUGGACAAUAUGUUCGAGGAGGUGAGUGAGCUGAUGGUAGAUGUCACAGAGCUGAUGCGCCGCGCCAACCAACUGAGAGAAGACACAGGCACGGUUGCACCGCCGCAAAAUCCAAAUGUGGCCACAAACGCAACACCUCCUGUUGAGAUCGAGGAGGAGGCGGAGACCCCAGAUCAACAGGCGGAGCAGGCCGUGGUGACCAACGACAGUCCAAGUCGGGCGAGCGUCAGCUCUAGGCACAGCGGCAGUGACAUGUCGCUGGACAGUCCAGGCAGUGAAGAUGAUUCGGAUGCGGAGGCAGUGCCACGUUGGAUGAUACCGGCAAAUCGUGUGCGUUCGGCUGUGGACAUGUUGGUCUCGCAGGCUCGUAAUCGGGAUGGAGGUAUUGCAACACUGUUGCGACGUGAAAACUUUUUACAGCGCGUGCGUAGCAUGGUUUUUAGCCAGGAUCGCAUUCGUGGCAGGGCGAGCGAUGAUGUUAACAACGCUGAUGUGAUCAAUACUGUUCCAGAUGAUACAUCUGAAUCAUCGCCGCCACCACCGUUGGAUGUUGACAUGGAAGAGGGCGUACGGUUCGACACAAAUCUUCCAGCAGAGCAUUCUUAUUUCGGUACAAAUCUGAAUCGUGUACCCGGUGUGGAUUACUUGGAAGUGGGCAGCACACAUCGUAUGCUUAUAUUCAUGCAUCAACAUAUACUCUUUCCUGGUGAGGUGUUGCCUUUUAUGAUUGACGGAAGCAUUAUCGAUGAAGAAAUCGAAGAUGCGGGACGUGAUGGUGUCAUCUUCGGCGUUGGCUUUCCACUGAUGCAGCCGCCGGACGAUAACCCACACAAGCUUUACGGCGUCACCUGCCAGAUCUAUGAGAAAGGUGAAAGUGGACGCCAGCAUGUGUUUUACAAGUCCCGCGCCCUGCAACGCAUCGUCAUCAACUGUGACGAUAUACAAGGACCGCCCCAGUACAUAGCAAGGAAUCCGACCAUGAAGUGUUACAGCAAGGUUAAAAUAUUGCCAGAAUACUUUCUGCCCGAGCCGCUCAAAUGCAUUGAUAUGGGCUCAUUGAAUCGUUUUCGUGAUAUACCUUCCAUGCAGGAUAAAUUUCGGCGCUUUCAACUGACUACAACACCCUGGCCUGUCGAGGCUUGUGGGGAAUACUCUUUUGAGCAUAUUGUGGAGAAAGCACGCCAAAAGCUAGAAAUACAUAAAAUAGAUACCAUGCCAAAGUGUCCCAUACAAUUGUCAUUUUGGCUUGUGCGCAAUUUGCAUCUGACAGAGAAAAUGAUGCGUUUGACAUUUCUCACAGAUUCUGUGAAUAUAAGACUGCAGAUUAUUGGCACCACCUUGAAGCAGGAGUCACUCUUCUAUUGUCGUUACUGCAAUAGCAGUCUGGCCUAUUGUUCCGAUCUAUUUGCCAUGUCCAAGCAUGGCGUUCAAACGCAAUAUUGCAAUUCAGCUGGCUAUAUACAUGAGACAAAUACGGUGUAUAGGGUCAUUGCGCAUGCCAUAGGCUAUAGUGGGGAGCCAUCCACCGAGUUUAGUUGGUUUCCCGGCUACCAGUGGCAUAUUAUUAUAUGCAAGUUUUGCGCACAACAUGUGGGCUGGGAAUUUAAGGCAGUCGAGCCGAAUCUGGCCCCCAAGGUGUUCUUUGGUCUAGCUGGAUCUAGCGUUCGCAUUGGUAAAACCAGCGAGCGUACACCGACGCAUGGCAGCACAUUUGUUGUACGGAAUCUGUUGCGUCUCGUUUCCAGAGAACUUGAAUGAGGUUGGCAACUGGUGAAACGUAUUGGCAGUUACUGUUGUUGUCGUCACCGUCGUCGUCAUCGUCGACCAUCUGAUGGACCUGCAUAAUCUCUAAAGCUAAAAUGUAGAAGAUUUAAAUUCGUUUCACUAAAUCGUUUAAAUAUUUUUACAUUAAAAAUGCAAAAGACAUUGUCGUCAGUUAUGGACAGGCUUGUACGCGUGCAAACAUUAAGAUUGAUUUACCAACUUAUAUUAAAACUAAUUCAUAUUUAAGAUAUCGGCGUGAUUAAUAUAUUACUCUUUAUUUUUUUAAAUCUAACUGAUUGUUGUUGUAUGCAACGUAAAUACAUAUAUGCAGCAAAAUCCCAAUACAUAUG